Messenger RNA from Chelonia mydas (Green sea turtle), 4042 nucleotides. Its product is annotated as maestro heat-like repeat family member 5. Bases 1180 to 3441 code for a protein of 753 amino acids. Lineage: Eukaryota; Metazoa; Chordata; Testudines; Cheloniidae. The record is from RefSeq and is a predicted model, not a curated record. Gene Ontology annotation, cellular component: cytoplasm. The transcript has 18 exons.
CUCUGCAACGAUCAUACACCCUUACCCCACCACCUAGAUCCUUAAGAACUGCCUAGGGGAAACUGAGGCACCCCCACACGAUUCAGAGGAAACAUGAAGUCCCGCUUCAUCACAGAUGACUCCAGGAGGUGAGUUGCUUGCUAUCCUACCAUGUUUUUCUCUGUCUCUCCUCUAGUAUGUUGGCCAUCACACACACUCUGUCUCUGUCUCUGUCUCUGUCUCUCUCUCUGUCCUUGCCUUUCCCUGUGCUGUCUCCCUUCACAGGACACGGGCAGGCACGCUAGGUGUGCAUCCCCGCAGGCUAUGUCUCGGAAGCCAAGAAGCAGUAGGAGGGGACGAAAAUCAUGCAGGGCAGUGGGUGCGAGAGUGGAGCGGUGACUGUCGGUGUUAACUCCGUCUCUGUUCCUCGAGUGGGGCCGAUGUGGAUGGGAUGAAAGAGUGAGGCAGGGCUGAGGGCAAGAUUUCCAGCACCCAUCGAGCUUUGUGGAGUGAUGGCUCAUGCUUGGCUUUUGCAGCUGCUUUCGCAGAGGAAUUGUCCAGGAGCCCUAGCCGGAGGAGAAUAUGGCAGGAGUGGACCUGAGCAGCUUGGACAUCCUUCUAAGCAGACGUGAAGAGUCGUCAGCUUUCUGCCUCCCGCAUAACUGGCUGUGAGUAAGCGUACAAAGGAAAAAGAAGUCAAGCCUCAGAGUCUACUGCCCUCAUGCGAUGGAAAGUGAGUGAGAGCAGCGAGCCUGUGACCGUUGGUGAUGCCAGGCAAGAGCCCUCCAUCUGGGAGCCGAGCAAGCGCCAGUCUUGGUGAGAUAAGUGUCUGGUUUGGUGAGGGCUCUCUUCACGCCCCACCUGAGUCCAGGUAGAAAAGCCCUGUAAAUUAGGGUUCGGUUUGUAAGAAAAGGUUCCUGAUCAGCUGUGGUUACGAGGGAGAAAACAUCCCCAUUUUCAGAAGCUGCUCAUUUCUCUGGUCAAGAACGGUGUCUCCUCCGCAGCAGAAGGUUGGAUCCAAGAGGAUGACUCCAGGUGCAAAGAGUGUUCGGCGUCAGCAUUCUUGCCCUGCCCUCAGUCUGCCAACUGGCUUGGUUGACAACGGCUGGUGAGCCAAGGAGCUGCUGAGAGACGCGGACCAUCCCUCUGUCAACAACUUCUUGAAUCAGCUAUUUCCACAGGUGUUUGAGGAACAAAAGGAUGAGUUUUUACAGAAGGCUUCGUUCCUUUUUCCAAAGACUCGCCUCUCGGGAGCACAGAGAGAUCCAUGUGCACAAAGUGCUCGUCCAACCUGCAGCCAUUGAGGCAUGCUCUGGCCUCAGCCCCCAAGAACAGGCCUUGCCAGAGAAGCCCCAGGGAAGAAAAUGCUCAUGGACCAUCCUGUCAGGCAUGAAAAGACUCUGUGUCUGUUGCCAAUCCCACAGCGCGAUGGCAGAGAGCAGUGAGGAGAGAACAGCUUCCUCUCCAAGAAGGUGGACGCACUUGUCCCUGAAGAAGAAAGCAGCUGAGACCCAGGUGGAGGCAGAGGAGGUGAAGCUGCAGGAGACGACAGACAAAGACGAAGUGGAUCUUACAGGGACGAAGAAGGAGCCGUCUGACACGAAGGGGAAGUGGGAAAAAGGAAGCCCAGAAGAGCAGGAAGAAGAGCGCACUCCCAGCCCCUCAUUAACAAGCAGCUCCCAUAUGACGAUGACCCCCAGGGAGCACCCUUCCUCAGCCCCGCUCCAUGCCCUGCUGAUGGCAGCCGUGAAGGGUCUGACAACACCCACCCUGCAGAGAUUUAGAGCCGCAGAGGAAGAGCUGAGGGCCAUCGUAUCUCUCCACGGAGACAAGAUGGAGAGAGUUGGAGACGUCGUGGGAGGGAUCUUAAUCUGGCUCGACAACAGCUGUGAUCCCAGAGCCAGAAGAGCAGUGCUCAGGGCCAUGGCCUUGCUGGCUCGCUCCCACCCCCAGGACGUGGUUCUAACCUGUGUGGCUCACACGCUCUCAUCGCACAGAUGUGCCAUUGAGUUGUGGAAGGCCUUGGGUGAAGAACCACAGCUCACCAGGGAGGUGCUGCAGCAGCUGCUGGACAAGCUCCAGCAGAGACGCCGGGAGGAGAAGAGCAGCCAUGUGUCUCUGGCUGCAAUGAAGACCAUUUAUGAGCUCCUUUUCCUACGGGGAUACCGAGAAGCCAUCCUGCAAAUGUAUCCCCAGCUGCUCAUUCUCUGCGUCAGGCAAGUGCAGUACGUGCUGGAUCUGCACUUGCCAGGGACCUACAUGGCCAGGCAGACAUCCAGCCCCGAGGAGGGAUCCAGCUGCCUCAGCCCCCUAAGCACCUCAGUGGAGGCUGUGAAGACGCUUUUCUCCAUGCCCGGCUACUGGAAGGAAUUUGCCAGCAUCCACUUUCAUCGGGGUUGGGACAUGAUAGCCUCCCGAUAUCACUACUCGCAGGGGGUUGGCCUGAUUGCAAGAGCCAUGAUCGAGUUUGAGAACCCUCAGCUCCCUGCAGUUUUCAGAGAGGCAAUCACCAUCGUCCAGAGUGGGAAGGAGGAGGAGCAGAGAACUAUCGCCCUGGCUUUCUGCACUGAGUUUCUCCAGAGUCCUUCCAUUGACACCAUCCUGACAAGAUCAGUCCUCCAGGCACAGCUCAUGGACUGGACCAAAGAUGCAAAUUCCAUCAUACGGAGGCUCAGUCUGCGAGGCCUUGGCAGUAUUGUGUUCCAGCCAGAAAAGGUGCAAUUCUUACGGGCCCAGCUGACAGCAAUCCUGGCCGUCUUUUGUGACAGGGAUGGAGGGCGUGUCCUGGAGGCCAUGCAUAAAGCUGCAGACAUCAUCCACCUCCUCAACAGGGAGGGGCUUGGCUCCAUCUCCCAGGAUAUUGCAGUCAGCCUUCGCCCCUUCAUUGAUGAUGAGAAGGGCAGUGUGCGCUCAGCUGCCAUUGUACUGCUUGGCAACGUGGUGAGCAGGGUGCAGGACCCCGACAAACCCUUGGUGCAGCAGGAAAUCAUCCACUGCUUGCUCCCCCUGCUGCUGCAUCUUGAAGACCAGGAGGAGAGUGUGAAACUGUCAUGUAAACUGACGCUCUUCCGCUGCGCAGUCUUCCUCAGGUGGGCUCAUUUGAAGACGCUCUUCCGCAGCAUGGCCUGGGAUGGCUCCUCACAGCUCUUGAAGUGUGUCUGGAUCUGCUUGAUGCAGAACAACGAGAGCCACAUCCCCAAAUUCCUGUUCCAGGCCUUACAGUACCUGGAAAGCUCACAGACAACAAUAAGACAUUCAGCAGCCCGAUUCAUUGGAAAUACUAUCCACCAUUACUGCGAUUUGUUGUCUGAAACCGUGAAUGAAGAUGGCAUCUCCCGCCUGUAUGAAGCUUUUCACGAAGUGCCUUUGAAAUCGGACAGGACUACGUGGUACAUCCUCAACAGAUAUUAUAAAUAUUUGCAGCAGCUUGAAAAUCUCGUGUUGGGUUCUGCAUUCGACUAGGGAACCGGGACCGACUCCGAAGAGCUCUUUGUCCUGCUAUGGUAAAUACAACAGACGCUUCUCAACUUUUUGGUGUCCCUAGACUCUGUUUGCCAGAAGCUGGGAAUGGGGGACAGGGGACUGAUCACUAGAUGAUUGCCUGUCCCUUCAUUCCCUCUGGCAUUGGCCACUGUUGGAAGACAGGAUACUGGGCUAGAUGGACCUUUGCUGUGGCCUUUCUUAUGUCCUUAUGUUUGGAACCGGGGCUGAACAACAAGGUGGAUAUCAGCAGAUGACCCAAAAUGAUGUCGAUUAGUCAGGCCUAGAGAAGACUUGGAAGAAGUUCAAAGGGAUCGAAGAAAGCCAUGUCACUGGGCAGCACCAUGGCAGAUGAAAACCAGCGCUGACCAAGGCAGGGCCAUACACAUGGAAAGCAGUGAGGUGAACGACUCCUCCAUAUCGCUGGUGUCAGAAGCCAAAGCACGGCUGGUUGGGCCCAGUGGUUGGAGCAGUGGCGCUGGGGCCUCGUGCUCAGAGUGGUGGAGGCCGAGCCGAGGGGAGCCAAGGGUUGGAGCCGGAGUCAGGAGUCAAGAGCAGGAUUGGAACAGGCUGGGGAAUAGGG